Triticum urartu is the source of this 847-nucleotide messenger RNA. RefSeq names its product stress response protein. NCBI's taxonomy places the organism in Eukaryota, Viridiplantae, Streptophyta, Magnoliopsida, Poales, Poaceae. The record is from RefSeq and is a predicted model, not a curated record.
CCUGAGGUCUUGCUCGACCCACCUUCUUCUUCCCCUGGUCUCCUGUAUCCGCUCGCCGUUUGCGCAAACCCUUCUCCCCGUGCCGCCGCCACCCCAAGAACCUCAUCGGCUCCGGCCUUCAAUCUCCUCCUCUGCGGCGGCAGAGGCAUCGAAUCCCCCACGCCACAUCCUCCAAUGGCCACCAAGUCCCAAAAGAAGAAGAAGCUCUCCGCCCCCAACCCCUCUAUCGACGCCAAGAAGCCCAAACCCCAGAAACCCGUCGAGGAGCGAGAGACGGCGGUGGCGGGGGCGGCCAAGAAGCCGAAGCCGAAGAAGCAGAAGGAGGUCUCUGCCAAGAAGCCGAAGGAGCAGAAGGUGGGCAAGGAGGUCUCUGCCAAGAAGACGAAGAAGCAGAAGGAGAGCAACGAGAUCGACGAGAUCUUCGAGGCCACCAAGAAGCGCAAGCUGCAGGAGGAGGAGGAGGAGGAGUCCGAGGGGGACAAGAAGCCCAAGAAGGGCAAGGCCGAGGGGGCUGGCAAGAAGAAGAGCAAGAAGGAGACUGGGGGCAAAGGCUGGGAGCCCGGCCACGAUGAUGAGGUCGAGGAGAAGCGGCCGCGGCGGCGCACCAACGACGGCCUCACCAUAUACUCCGCCGACGAGCUCGGGUUCGGCAAGGCCGACGCCGGCGGCACGGCUCUCUGCCCCUUCGACUGUGACUGCUGCUUCUGAGCCUUUCAGGGGUCCUCCCUGCCUGAGGUGAUGUAAUCGGCAUAAGUCCGCAGUGGUGUUUGUUGUAAUCCUCGGUUGAUUCGAUAACUAUGUGCUUAUUAGACGUGUGAUCGGAUGAAAUGGAAUUUUGGUUCUCUGA